AAUUUUUUUAUCAGAUGAUAAAAGGAAUGAAUUGAAGGAAUGCUUGUCAUCAACUGCAUCACCGGCUAAGUCAUCGCUGUUGAAAAAUUAUUGCCUACGUCCCUGCACGCGAAAGCACAGCGUGAUACGUCCCUGCACACGAAACCACAGCGUGAUUAUGAGGCACCGUUACCACUUUUGUAAUGGCCAAAAAUGGCUAUAAAACGAGGAUAGAUAUCGGGUGAACUGAGCAGCCAGAACGUGGAGGAAACAGAGACAACGAAAAUGAGCAGUGGAGUAGGGAAGAUCGUUUGCGUCACCGGGGCCUCCGGUUACAUUGCUUCCUGGCUUGUGAAGCUCCUUCUCCUCCGUGGCUACACCGUCAAGGCCUCUAUUCGUGAUCCAAAUGAUCCCAGAAAGACUGAACACUUACGCGCACUUGAAGGAGCUGAGGAGAGACUUCAGCUGUUUAAAGCAAACCUACUGGAAGAAGGUUCCUUUGAUGCUGCUGUUGAAGGGUGUGAAGGUGUUUUCCAUACUGCAUCUCCUUUUUAUCAUGAUGUUAAGGACCCACAGGCUGAAUUAAUUGAUCCUGCAUUGAAGGGAACACUUAAUGUUCUUAACUCAUGUGCAAAAGUCCCAUCAGUCAAACGAGUUGUCUUGACGUCAUCUAUGGCUGCAGUUGCUUUCAAUGGAAAACCUCGAGCUCCAGAGGUAGUAGUUGAUGAAACUUGGUUUUCUGAUCCAGAUUUUUGCAAGGAAUCUAAGCUUUGGUAUGUAGUCUCAAAGACCUUGGCUGAGAAUUCUGCAUGGAAAUUUGCAAAAGAGAAGGGCAUAGACCUGGUUACUAUAAAUCCGGCAAUGGUGAUUGGUCCUCUCCUACAACCAACUCUUAAUACAAGUGCUGCUGCAAUUUUAAGCGUGGUAAAAGGAGCGAACACUUUCCCGAAUGCAACUUUUGGAUGGGUAAAUGUUAAAGAUGUUGCCAAUGCACAUAUUCAAGCAUUAGAGAUUCCGUCAGCAAAUGGACGAUACUGUUUGGUUGAGAGAGUUGCACACUACUCAGAGGUAGUGAAUAUGUUGCGAGAGCUUUACCCAGAUUUCCAACUUCCAGAAAAGUGUGUGGACGAUAAACCUUAUGUGCCAACAUAUCAGGUGUCCAAGGAAAAAGCAAAAGGCCUGGGUAUUGACUUCAUACCCUUGGAUGUGAGCUUAAAGGAAACAGUUGAGAGCUUAAAGGAGAAAGGAUUUAUCAUAUUUUGAGCAUUUUCUUUUGUUGAUAAAUAAACAUGGAACCUGGAACUUGUGUUGGCCUUGUGGUCUUGGUUUGGUGACUUUUGAAAGAUGGUUUACAUUUUGUAAGCUUGUAUAAAUGGAACUAUUGUCUCUUUAGCUGCGUUGUUUUCAGAUGAUGAAACCUGAAAUCUCAAUAUGAGGUUUUUAUGCCGAAUAGUAGUGGGUAAUAUGUAAUGAGUGUUGUAUGAAUUUUGCUAAAUCAAAGUGGGAAAGGAAAUUGAGUCCUUUCAGUAUAAACCCAAA
Molecule: messenger RNA, 1518 nt
Organism: Hevea brasiliensis (rubber tree)
Lineage: Eukaryota; Viridiplantae; Streptophyta; Magnoliopsida; Malpighiales; Euphorbiaceae
Product: phenylacetaldehyde reductase
Exons: 6
Coding region: 265-1242 (325 amino acids)
Molecular function (GO): oxidoreductase activity, acting on the CH-OH group of donors, NAD or NADP as acceptor
Source: RefSeq, a predicted model, not a curated record